GCAAUUGCGGAUUAUGUUGGUGUACAUAUAUCUAUUAUUUGGUGAUCAUAGUUAGUCUAUUUACAUUAGUAAUUGGAGACGAGCGGACUAGCUGGAACAGCUUCUCUGUCUGUGUGUGUGCUUGUACAGUUUGUGAGGAUCUUGACGAAUGGCUUCCAAGGCCCUCGUUGUCGGUAGCGGUGCCGUCGGUCUACGGACGGCGUUGGAACUCGUCCGGCGCAAUGUCUCCGUGGUCUUGAGAGCUCCGUGUUCUCCCCUCGAUCCUUCCAAUACAUCCCAAGGAGCAGGAGGUCUCUGGAUGCCCUUUCAUUGCGAUGAUCCCCGCACCUUCCGCUGGGCCCAAGAAACCUUAAACGAACUCUUACCAAUGGCAACUCGGCAGCAAGCCUCGCCACAUCAUCAAGAGAGUGAGAGAGGUUUAGUCGAGGUCGUCCCAGCCGUCUAUUUGAUGCGCAAUCACGGCGGACCCACCGUGGAACACUUUAUUGAUCAUUCGUACGAACCAAGACGUGGGCAGUCAACGGAAACACUCGCAUUGCCCGGGUGGACCAAAGACCCGCGUCUUGAGUUCCAACAUCUGACGGUGGAGAUGCUGUCCUGGCAAAAUAUCAUCAAUCGACUAAAAAUCCCGCCGGAAGAGGAACUCAAACAGGCUGGCUAUCUGUAUGCCUGGUUCUUUAAACCGCCGAUUGUCAAUACCUCGGCAAUGCUCACGCACAUGCUCAACGAAUUGAAAGAAGCCGGGGCUGAUGUGAACGUCGAAAGUGGACACUACUACAGUUCAUUGGAUGAGAUGCGCAACGAAGCCGCACAGCUCGACUGUGACUGUAUUGUCAAUGCAACGGGCCUUGGUGCCAAAGAGAUACUGCACGAUGACAAAAUGGUCGGUGCCCGCGGUACGUUGUUGCACUAUGAUCGCGAGGAUUGCCCGCGUCGUGAUGUGGUUCGAGACGGACCGUAUGGAAUCAAUGGCACCGACGCCGUCAUUAUGACAGAAGAAGCACCCUGGGGUAGUGAUACAUUGCCGUGCUACUUGAUUCCGCGAGGUAAAUCAAUCGUCGUCGGUGGAUCGUAUUUGGAGGAAGAUAAGGAACCGUCGAUUCGGAAUUGCAUAGUUACGGGUAUGGCGGGAGCGGUUGGACGGUAA
Molecule: messenger RNA, 1147 nt
Organism: Phaeodactylum tricornutum CCAP 1055/1
Lineage: Eukaryota; Bacillariophyta; Bacillariophyceae; Surirellales; Neidiaceae
Exons: 2
Coding region: 149-1147 (332 amino acids)
Molecular function (GO): FAD binding; D-amino-acid oxidase activity
Source: RefSeq, a predicted model, not a curated record